AUGAGUGGCGCUCGGCCGAUAAAUUUGAUAGCCGCGGUCGAGGAAGAUUUCGACAAUGCCUAUACACAUCGUAUCAGUCUUAAACAACAAUCAUGUCACUUGCCAAUCUGUCAAUAUAAGAAAAGAAUUUAUAGAAGCGAUGUUAACUUAAUAAAAUUUAGUGCUUUGACAGGUGACACACUAGUACAUGAAAACAGAAAAAUAUAUUUAAAAGGAAUUAAUGAUAAGAUAGUGUCAACAGUAGGACAAAUUAAGAUAACUUUAAGGUUUAAUGAAGUUAAUAUUGAAACGGUGUUUCAAGUAGUACGUGAUUCGUUUCCUAUACCUAAGGAUGGUAUUUUAGGACAACAAUUUUUAAUGGAAAAUAAGGCAGUAAUUGAUGUAGCUAAUAAUUCGUUAAUAAUAAAUAAUAAGAUAGUCAAUAAGAUAAUUAAGGAAAAAUUAUGUUUUAAGUUGAACCCACGAACGGAAACAGUGGUAGCUAUACCAAUUACCGAUCCGGCCAUGGAGAAUAAAGACAUUAUAGUUUAUAAGCAGGAAUUAAUAAAGGAUGUAUACUGUGCCAAUGUGGUAGGAACAGUAAAAUUAGGGAAAGUUAUAGUUAGUAUAGGUAUUAAAUGUUUCCGAAGUAACGAAGGAAAUAAAUGA
Messenger RNA from Macrosiphum euphorbiae (potato aphid), 648 nucleotides. The record is from the annotation of a GenBank genome assembly. NCBI's taxonomy places the organism in Eukaryota, Metazoa, Arthropoda, Insecta, Hemiptera, Aphididae.